Cokeromyces recurvatus is the source of this 240-nucleotide messenger RNA. RefSeq lists its product as uncharacterized. NCBI's taxonomy places the organism in Eukaryota, Fungi, Mucoromycota, Mucoromycetes, Mucorales, Mucoraceae. The transcript is spliced from 2 exons. The record is from RefSeq and is a predicted model, not a curated record. The annotation marks the transcript as partial.
AAAAAAAGUGUUUUUUUUAUCAAUAAACCAGGCCUUAAUACUCAAAUGAUACAUGGUUUAGCUUGGUCAAGACUUGGUGAGUUAGUCAAACAAAAAAAAAAAAAAAAAAAAAAGGGGGAGGGUGUCAAUAUUAGUGUUACUGGAUGUAUCUCACAUUUCAGUACCAUUAACUUCUCAGACGUUGAAUCUCUUAAACAAAACGAUGUCGAUAAACUUGAAAAAACAUUUUCCUUAAUCAAG